This is a messenger RNA of Cyclospora cayetanensis, 558 nucleotides long. RefSeq lists its product as uncharacterized. Bases 1 to 558 code for a protein of 185 amino acids. The record is from RefSeq and is a predicted model, not a curated record. The transcript has 4 exons. Gene Ontology annotation, molecular function: zinc ion binding. NCBI's taxonomy places the organism in Eukaryota, Apicomplexa, Conoidasida, Eucoccidiorida, Eimeriidae.
AUGGCGGGAAAAAGGUGUGGACUGGCGAAAAACGCUCUCCAAGGCACGUCCACGCAGAUGCGUGAGUGGGGAGCCGGAGAAGGUCAGGCCCCUAUGUACCCAGAGGUGUACAGACACCCCGAGGCAGGAAGAAGUGACGACGGCUAUAGGAGCGCUCAGGAGGCUGAGCGUGGCGUUGACACGCUGGCGAAGCGGCUACCGGACCUGUUGGUGACCAUUUGCCGGAAGGCUACGGCUAUUGGUAAGCGACAGAAAGAGCUUCAUGAGGCUGCAGUGCGUCGCUGUUUGUGCAUGCAGCGCGUCUUGUUUCUUGGUGGUUCUCACGCCUCGUCAGCAGGCCCCCGCGAUGAAGCAGACGAUGUCUCAGUAGAACCGCAGCAGAGGGGCCCCGCAGCAACGGGAGGCCGCUCUCUUGGAGCUCCGGAUAUUGUGUUUUUUAAGUGCCCUCUUACCCAGGAGCAGUUCAGGCUUCCUGUUUCGCAGCGGUGGCACCUGGAUGAUGCAUCGGGGGUCUGUCCGCAUGUUUUUGAAGAGGAAGCCAUCCUGCACGUUAUGUGA